AUUGUCUCAGACAGCAUGACCAGGGCCUGCAAAUGCCACGGUGUUUCCGGUUCCUGUUCGGUGAAAACCUGUUGGCGAUCCCUGCCCACGUUUGAUUCCAUUGGGGCUGCCUUGAAAGACAGAUACGCUCUAGCUGUGGAGGUGAAGCGGAAGAGAAUCAAGAAGGAGAAAGUACUAGUACCUAUACAUAAAGGGAAAACCAAUUUCCGGACAGACGAGCUAGUGUACUAUGAGAAAAGCCCGGAUUACUGCAGUCCAGAUGUAAAAACAGGAUCAGUCGGGACAGUAGGAAGGUUGUGUGAAGCUGACAGCAGAGGGCCUGGCAACUGCGACUCCAUGUGCUGCGGGCGGGGCCACGACAACUUCACCAUGGAGGUGACAGAACGCUGUGAAUGCAAAUAUUACUGGUGCUGCUACGUCAAGUGCAACACCUGCGUUAGGGUACUACACCUCAACCAGUGUCGAUAG
This is a messenger RNA of Candidula unifasciata, 468 nucleotides long. The record is from the annotation of a GenBank genome assembly. Lineage: Eukaryota; Metazoa; Mollusca; Gastropoda; Stylommatophora; Geomitridae.